AUGAAUGAAUUACAUAAUUCUCUUGAUAAUAGUUCUCCUAUUUAUAAUAGUGAAGAAGUUGAAGAGGAUUCAUCAGAAAUUAUCAUUGAUUGGAAAUUAUUGGAGAAGAUGUUGGGUGUUACAUGUGAUAAUGCAAAAAAUAUGGAUACUUUAUUUGAGAAUUUUGAAAUCCUUUGUGAAGAAGAAGGCAUAAAAUUUGAUGCAUCUAAUCAAAGAGUGAGAUGUUUGGCACAUAUAAUUAACUUGGCAGCACAAUCUACUUUAAAAAGUUUAAAGUGUCUUGCUCCAGAAGAAGAACCAUCUCCAUUGGAUGAUACUGGAUUGACAGAUAAUGGUCUUAAAGAUUAUGUGUUGUCAAAUUUUGAAUGGGAUAAAAUAAAUGACAUUUUAGGUCUUCUUAAG
Molecule: messenger RNA, 402 nt
Organism: Entrophospora candida
Lineage: Eukaryota; Fungi; Glomeromycota; Glomeromycetes; Entrophosporales; Entrophosporaceae
Source: the annotation of a GenBank genome assembly